Tigriopus californicus is the source of this 1983-nucleotide messenger RNA. It is a transcript of the gene emei, whose product is annotated as transmembrane protein 161B-like. The transcript has 6 exons. Bases 346 to 1866 code for a protein of 506 amino acids. Lineage: Eukaryota; Metazoa; Arthropoda; Copepoda; Harpacticoida; Harpacticidae. The record is from RefSeq and is a predicted model, not a curated record.
GGCUUAGACAUCGAGUGAGCUAGCAUGCGCACGGCAUGCAUGCAUACUUAUAGUUUACUUGCCUGAUUUGAUCUCAUCACUUCCAUCCAACCAUCGAUUGCUUCAUCGUUCUGAAUCCCCUUCGUGUCCGGGUUCCUGUCGUCCGCGUGCGUCUGCCACCUGGGGGUGUAUUGUCAGUGGUGAGCCGUCGUCAGCCAGCAUCACCUGAUCGCCUGUAACGCUUGAUGUAUUGAUGUAGGGCGUCCGACCAUACAACCUGUGUGAGCUUGGCCGUCCCUCCUUCCACUCCUCUCCUCUGGGACUGAUCCGAAGUGUCUACUACUCCCAUCGGAGUGAGAAUUCAUCAUGGCCGUUUUGGGCAUUCAGAUCGUCAUCACCAUGGUCAUGGCCUCGGUCAUGUCUAAGAUCGGACCGUUCUGCUCUUUGGCCCGUUGGCUGCUCACCUCUUCGGGCUUGAUCCGCUAUCAGCAUCCGACGGAUGAAGAGCUCAAACUCCUAGCCAAGAUCCCUUUGAAAGAGUCUAAGAAGAGUGGCAAGUCCGGUAAAUCCGGUCGAGGCCCCAAGAAGUUCUGGCCGGCCGCCAAUGGACGUGAGGCCCACCCUCAUGGUGCGGAACAACUCGAGACCUUUAACGUGCCCCGAAAUUUGGACCUUCAAUUAGACGUGGCCCCCGUGUUGGCCGUGGAUGUAGUGCAACUCCGAUUCUAUGUCGAAUAUCAAUGGCUGGUGGACUUUGCUGCCCACGCAUUGGGUGUGUAUGGGCUGACCGAGGUCUACUUGCACUUUUUCCCGGUGCGCGGAAUGCAGGAGGUCAAUCUGAGUAUGGUGUGGUGCUUUUUGGUGGCUGGUUUCGCUUAUAAGAUCUUAAUCUCGCUCAAUCGGUUGUACUUUCAAAUGGAGGAAGGUGGUGAACGGUCUUUGGUUAUUGUUAUGGGAUUCGUAUAUCUCUUGUUUGCCAUGAUGGUCUUGAUUGUACAUGAAGACACAUUAGAGACCGGAUUAGACGAGGCCUACGCUAGCUUCAAUCAAUCAGCGGCCGUGUUUCUCGCCGAUAAUGCUGGCUUGGACUCCAGUGGUCCGGCGUCCAAACUGGUGCUCAAGUUCUUCAUCGCAUUGUGGUGCGGCUCCAUCGGGGCUCUGUUCACGUUUCCCGGACUGCGUUUGGCCAAGAUGCAAUGGGACGUACUCAAACACACGGAGGGUUCUGGUCCCAAGACCGUGCUCAUUCACACCUCAUUUGUGGCUCCUCUGUUGCUGACCACGCUUUGGAUCAAGCCACUGAGCCGAGAUUAUUUGACGGAUCGAGUGUUCCAGGGUAUGGACGGCCCGCUUUUCACCGAAGAUCAAUUCGAGAGCUUCCGUUUAAUUAUGAUCGUGGUGGUUGUGCUACUCCGGUUGGCCGUAAUGCCGACAUAUUUGCAAUCCUAUUUGAACAUUGCUUACUACAAAAUGGAGGAGUUGAAGCAAGAAGCGGGCAAGAUUAAUAAUCUGGAAAUGCAGCGCCGUGUAGCUCGAGUCUUUUAUUACUUAUGUGUGGUAACGUUGCAAUACAUAGCACCCAUGGUGCUGAUAUUAUUCUCAUCACUCAUGUACAAAACCAUGGGCGGAGGAAGUUGGACGGGUAUGUGGGCCGAUCUCGACAACCCAACGUCGUCGAUGCCUUCCAAUAAUACCCGAGUGCCCAUAGACAGCGUAACCUCUCAAUUGGGCGACGGUCAAUUCUCGUUGGCUUGGCAAUCGUUGAAGCAGGUGUUCACCCCCGAAGUGUUUCGAGGGCUCUUAGGCUUUUCCACGUGGUGGUGUUGCCUUUCCUGGUUUUUGUCGUCUGCCAUCGGAAUUCUGUACCAAACCUAUUUUGACUCGUGAAAACAGGAAUCUCUUCUAGGCUGUAUGAAUUCUUAGUCAAGAUCUCAACUCUGUUAGGGCAUUGGGGAAUGCAUCAAUCCUCCCCAUCAUUCGAAUUAUACACAACACAAGCAAUAA